This is a messenger RNA of Pseudovirgaria hyperparasitica, 2060 nucleotides long. RefSeq lists its product as uncharacterized. Gene Ontology annotation, molecular function: hydrolase activity. Gene Ontology annotation, biological process: nucleotide catabolic process. The record is from RefSeq and is a predicted model, not a curated record. The transcript is spliced from 4 exons. Gene Ontology annotation, cellular component: cytosol. Lineage: Eukaryota; Fungi; Ascomycota; Dothideomycetes; Acrospermales; Acrospermaceae. The coding region runs from base 213 to 2060 and encodes 615 amino acids.
CUCAAGACUCUGUCGCGCGCAGUUUGUUUUCGCGGAGUUGCUACUAACAGACUGCCCUAAUCAUUACAUGGCUAGCUGCUGGAGCUCGUGCGUGGAGUCGCGGUGUUUGGCCUGCAGGUGACCACUGUCUACUGACCAGUGAUCACUUCGAUCGGUCGCUACGACUACUGCUUUCUCCUUCAACAAUAGCCUCACGCCAGAUACCCUCCAGCAUGUUGUCUGUCUUGUUGCUUUCCCACCUGUUUACUGCAGCAUUUGCCGCGCAACCGUCAGCUCCAGCACCUGUAGAAGCGCCACUUCGAGAGCUUCCUUGGGGCCAACUGAACUUCCUGCAGACAACAGACGUACAUGGCUGGUUCGCUGGGCAUCUACAAGAACCGUCAUACUCUGCCGACUGGGGAGACUAUAUAUCAUUCGCGAAACACCUCCGAGAUCGAGCGGACGCGGACGGCAAAGAUCUACUACUCAUCGACACCGGCGACAGGAUAGAAGGAAACGGGUUGACAGAUGCUUCGGACCCAAAAGCAAUCUACACAUACGAUAUUGUGAAAGAACAAGACAUAGAUUUCAUUUGCUCUGGAAACCAUGAGCUAUAUAAGACAAGCUCGUCAGAGGGCGAGCUCAACUUCACUGUGCCGAACUUCAAAGACAAGUAUCUCGCAUCCAACCUGGACAUCUUCAACCCCAAGACGGGCAACUUCGAGCCACUUGCCCGCAGAUACAAGAAGCUAACGACGAAGAACCAAGGCAUUCGGGUCUUGGUCUUUGGCUUCCUUUACGAUUUUACAGGCAACUCGAAUAACACGAUUGUCCACACGGUGGAGGAUACCAUUAAGCAAGAUUGGUUUCAGUAUGCUAUAAGAGACGAGGAAGUAGACCUCAUCCUCGUAGCCGGGCAUGUGGCAAUACGAUCGAAAGAGUAUGAUGCUAUAUACAAGGCCAUCCGAUCUGUGCAAUACGAUACACCCUUGCAAUUCUUUGGUGGGCAUACCCACAUUCGAGACUUCAAGAGGUAUGAUGACAAGACGACUGCGCUCGAAAGCGGCCGGUACAUGGAGACAAUUGGAUUUCUGUCUAUUAGCGGUCUGAACGGGCAUAGCAAGAGCGAGGACGUGUCUGCCAGCAAAGGUUUGACCUUCUCUCGGCGUUAUAUUGACAACAACCUCUUCUCCCUUCGACACCACAGCGGUACAGAUCAGGAUACAUUCACUACCUCGGCCGGCAGCAAGACUUCCGCGUUAAUCCACGAAGCCCGCAAGAACCUCACACUGGACACAAGAUACGGCUGUGCCCCUCAGGACUACUGGGUCAACCGCGCACCCUACCCCAGCGUGCUACCGGGCCAAUUCAAGCAGUCGCAUCGGGCAGCUAAGGGCCACCCAGCACUCGUUAUCACAAACACAGGAGCAAUGCGCUUCGAUGUCUUCAAGGGGCCAUUCACACGAGACACCACCUUCCUCAUCUCGCCGUUCACCAGCCAGUUCAGCUACCUGCGAGACGUUCCGUACAAGAAAGCGAAGAAACUCCUACAGCUGUUGAACAACGAAGGACCGAUUGUUGUCGACAAGGCACUGUCAGCCUCAGUAAGUGGGUCGCUUCACAGGCUCAUGCCCGAGUUGCCAGAGAUCGAGUCGGGAGAUGAUGACAAUGACAAGACAAUUGUUGUCACUCCAUUAAGGAAGCACAAACCGUACGGCCAGGUACCUCUCGGCGACAAGAAGCCAGAGCUGAUACCAGGCUACACAACGAAGGAUGACGCUGGAGACGAUGGCGACGACACACUGCACUCCGAGAUCAAGUUCUACAACGUCCCGCCUUGCAUCCAGGCAUCGAUAGGACUGGGCGAUUCAGACAGUGAGACUCUGACUGACAAGGAGCCGCAAGCUGUAGACGUCGUCUACAACGAGUUUCUGGAGUCAUGGAUCUUACUCGCGCUCGAAUAUCUGGAUGAGAAGCGCAGCAAGGAUGAUAUCGCACUGUACAUGAACGGGACGUUGACGGACAUCAUAACGGGUUGGGUGUCGGAUAACUGGGCGCAUGACGGGGAUGACUGUCCUUGA